Messenger RNA from Phytophthora nicotianae INRA-310, 213 nucleotides. RefSeq lists its product as hypothetical. The coding region runs from base 1 to 213 and encodes 70 amino acids. NCBI's taxonomy places the organism in Eukaryota, Oomycota, Peronosporomycetes, Peronosporales, Peronosporaceae. The transcript has a single exon. The record is from RefSeq and is a predicted model, not a curated record.
AUGUCGCGCGUUCAAACCGCCGCUGCGAGCGACAGCAACGCACUGUACAGUCGUCACGGCCACUCGAUCCAGAUGGCUUCGUUUGGCCCACGAUAUACGAAAUUGGCAGCGUGCAAGUUCUGCACGAAAUACCACAAGGUGCAAAGCUUGAUGACAACGACCUUUGGCGACUACAAGAUAAGAUUUGGAUUCCUUGCGAAGCCAGCGAUCUGA